AUGUUGGGGGUGGGAUUGGGUAAUCUGUGCGCCGCCAAAAUCUGGGUUUUGGAAGAGCUCGGUAAUCUGGGCAAGUUCUCUUGGAGCAGAGUAACAAAGAAGUGUUGUGUUCUUGAGAAGAAGAUUCGGUCUCUUGCAGGUGGGUUUUGCAAAUUCUUAGCAAAGAUGAAUGAUUUGAUGACUAAAUCGUUCUUAAGUUAUGUGGAAUUGAAGAAACAAGCACAGAAGGACCUCGAAGCCAAUCUUGAUGUUGAAGCAGGCCAAGGCCAACUCAACCCGUCAGAACAAGAAAACCUCUCUCACUUUUUCCAAGAAGUCACACCAAUCAAGAGCGAUAUGAAAGAGAUCACCAAUCUCUUGUAUGAUCUUCAGAGCCUGAAUAAAGAGGCAAAGUCCACCCACAGUGCCAAGAUCCUUCGCGGGCUUAGAGACCGGAUGGAAUCCGAUAUGGUGGCAGUGUUUCAAAAGGUGAGAUUGUAUUGGAGUCUCUCACCGUUUUGA
Molecule: messenger RNA, 501 nt
Organism: Prunus armeniaca (apricot)
Lineage: Eukaryota; Viridiplantae; Streptophyta; Magnoliopsida; Rosales; Rosaceae
Source: the annotation of a GenBank genome assembly